UUUAAAAAACACAUUUUGGAUAGUGGAUCCAUUAAAUGUUUAUUUCUUUUAGUUUGCGAAUAAAAUGCAAAUUAUACUUAAGUGAUGGUGGGGUGGAUUUUGGUAUAUACAGAUACAUCACAGGGUUAGCUGCAGCACCUGUUAGUGCUUACUGUUAGACAGGAACAGUGUAGAGGGUACGGGCACUGGAAAAUAUCAUCCCACUGUAAUUUAGAUAUGGCCAGUUUUGGUGUAAUCUAAAAUCUUGUAUACAACAGCUCACCUGAAGUUGAAGCCUGUCUCUACUAUUUAUGUUUGUUAUAAAUCUAAGGAAGAUUAGAUUUCUACAGCCUGUUUCCUUCCUCCUUCUCCAUAGUUUACAUUGUUUAGUUGGAACAAUACUGCGAUUAUUUUCUCAUGGAAAUGCACAGAAUGGAUCUAGAGUAGACCCCUUGUUUAGGGGGUCAUGGGUGCCAAAACCUCUCUCGCUGCGAGCAGGGUUCGAACCUGCGCGGGGAGACCCCAUUGGAUUUCAAGUCCAACGCCUUAACCACUCGGCCAUCACAGCUGAUGAAAAGGUUGCUGCCAUUUGAAGAGUGUGUUUGAUCCAACUACAGUAUAACACUAAUGUGUCAGCUAAUCUUUAAAUCAGGUUUCAUACAUUUAAUCAUUUAAAUCAUGUAAAUCUAAGGCCAACUGGAUUUCUACAGCCUGUUUCCUUCCUUCUCCUCAGUAUUUACCUUGUUUAUUUGGAAAAGUACUGCCGUAUUUUCUCAGUACCACUCAAUCUCUUUCCUUAGAGUGUCCGCUACUGAGAAUUUCAGGCCUAAAUGUAGGGUAGUUCACAGGUUUGUGCUGGACCUCAACCAGUUUUACUUGUGAGAUCCAGCUCUUUAGAAAUGUACAUGUGAAUAAUGGUUCCAGAGUUGACUCCUUAUUGGGGGAAAUGGAGUACAAAUGUUACUCAUUGGCUACGUUUACAUGCACAUCAAAUUCCGUUUAAGGUCUAUAUUCGGGUUGCAGCCAUAUUCUGUAUACAACGUUUAUAUGCGUACAGGCAUCAGAAUAUUCCCGUAUACGUGGUUGUUGUAAAUAUGCCAUUGCUAAAUACUUAGCCUGCAGCUAAGCAUCUGUUAGCACCCACAGUUUCUUGCGGACUGAGCAUGCGCAUAUAUCUCCUUUCAGUGGAUUUUCUGAAUAAGAUGUUCACAGGCAACAAAUAUCCAAUUAAAGAGGCAUAUUCCAGGGGUGGGAAUCAGAAUUUAGGGUAUCAGAAUAUUUUCUUAAGCUGAAUUGGGCAAUCGGAUUGUGCAUGACUCAAUACUAAUUAGAAUAUUGCAAAUUCUGAUUAAUAUUGAAAUGUUGAUGGGCAUGUACACGUAGCCAUUGAUUGUAACAAUGCUGUAACUCAGUUUUUUUUGGCUAUUGGUGCAAGUUCUUAUCUGUACAGUGUUAAAAUUGCUUCUUUCGCUGUGAGCAGGGUUCGAACCUGCGCGGGGAAACCCCAUUGGAUUUCAAGUCCAACGCCUUAACCACUCGGCCAUCACAGCUGCCCUAUGCCAGCUUCGGUAUUGGUUCAGUACCACUCAGUCUCUUACCUUACAAUGUCUGCUGCUACACUAGAAGAAUUUUAGUUCUAAACAUAGGGUAGUUCAUGGCUUUGUGUUGGACCUCAACCAGUUUUAAUGGUGAGAUCCAGCUCUUUAGAGAUGGAAGUGUUCACAGUAAGGAUCUAGAGUAGACCCCUUGUUGGGGGAAUUGGGUGCCAAAAGCACACUCGCUGCGAGCAGGGUUCGAACCUGCGCGGGGAGACCCCAUUGGAUUUCAAGUCCAACGCCUUAACCACUCGGCCAUCACAGCUGGCUAAAUGUGUGCUACCAGUUCACACGUGUGUUUGAUCCAUCCGUAUAAAGCUGAAAACAGCUACUCUUUAAAUCAAUCAUCUAAAUCAGAUGGGCUUUCUACAGCCUGUUUCCUUCCUUCUCAGAAUUUGGAUCAUUUAUUUGGGAAAGUACUGCAGUAUUUUCUCAGUACCACUCAGUCUCUUUCCGUACAGUGUCUGCUGCUAAGCAGUUCAGGCCUGAAUGUAGGGUAAUUCAUGGGUUUGUAUAGGACUUCAGUCAAUCUUGCUCAAAUGGACUUGAGCAGAAUGGUUCUAGAGUAGAUCCUUGUUGGGGGAAAUGGAGUACAAGUGUUACUCACUGGGUAUGGGUGCAAUUGCUUAUUUAUACGUUUUAAAACCUCGCUGCGAGCAGGGUUCGAACCUGCGCGGGGAAACCCCAUUGGAUUUCAAGUCCAACGCCUUAACCACUCGGCCAUCGCAGCUACUGAUAUGUUUCCUUCCAUAUGAUUAUAUUGGCAAUACUCAGCUCCUUAGAUGCAGAAAAGAGCAGAACAGUUCCAGAGUAGACCCCUUGAUGGUGGAAAUGGACUACAGGCAUUACUCCUUGACCAUUAUGAGACAUCAAUAUAGUGUUAAAAUUACUCUUCACGCUGCGAGCAGGGUUCGAACCUGCGCGGGGAAACCCCAUUGGAUUUCGAGUCCAACGCCUUAACCACUCGGCCAUCACAGCUGGACAUUGGGAUGGAAUUGGAAUGAAAGUACCAUCAGCUAAUCUUCAAAUUUAAAAAAAAAAUACAUUUCAUUAUCUAAGGUGACCUGGAACAGUAUCCACAACCCUUGUUGCUUUCCUCAUUGUUGUCUCCUGCUGCAUUUCAAGCCUAAAUUUAGGGCAGCUCAGAGGUUUCACAUGGAUCCUCUUACUGUUUCUAUGGCUUGGAAACACUAGACAUGGGACAGCAUGGUCCCACUGAGGAGGCUAUCGAUCUGUCUGUCAUUUAAAACCGAUUGAUUGAGAAAUUGUUGCAGAGAAAUGCUCCUGACAGCUAAUGGCUGUCAGUGGUUAAGGUUGGAGUUCUGGCUGUAGUAAUCACAGGUUUAUACUAAUGAGCUCCUUCUAAUAAGUUGAUGUUUCUAUAGUAACGACUAAUUCACAGGUACCUGUAUGGCAGACACUUGACAUAAAUAUGGAGUAAAAAUGUUGGUAAUAAAUGAUAUGGUAAUCAGAUGUGAUGGGGACCCUUGAAGUUUUAAGAAAGAAAAGUGUCUUCAUAUGUAAACUGGUGGGCAGUGAUCAGGUGUUCAUAUGGAAGUCGCUUGAAUCAUUAAAAAUGAAAAAUGAAUGUGAAAAAAAUGUUAUUUGACACAAUUGUUCAUCUUUACAAUCGUGUGGUAAAAAAUAUUAAUUUCAUCACCCCUCUUUCUGUCACACUCAUUAGAGAAUCUCCCUCCCUCUCUCUCUUUCUCUCUCUCUCUCACACACACACACACACUGUCCCUUUCUCUUGCUCAGAUUUGUCCCUCCCCAAAAGCAUAGAGCUACAGGAAGGUAAUGCGACCGCUGGUGAGCAACUGAAAUGGAGAAAAUGGAAAAAGGAAGGAAAGAAAAUAGACAGCUGCAAAACAUGCAGAUUGAAGGUCAGAAGCACAUGGGCGGAGUUUUGCUCUCUGAUGCUGAUGAGCGGGAGAUAGGAGGUGGGGACAAGCUCACCAAACUCCGCCCUUCAUGUCAUUCCUUUAUGAAGUGCUGCCUGGUAAAGUGGAUCAUCAACAGCACAGCAGCACAGAUCACAGAGAGUGCAGAUGCUGAGUUGGAGCUGGCUAUGGUGAGACACCAACCUGAAGGUCUGGAGAAACUUCAAGCUCAAACAAAAUUCACCAGGAAGGAGCUUCAGUCGCUCUACAGAGGCUUCAAAAAUGAGUGCCCCAGUGGAUUAGUUGAUGAGGAAACCUUUAAGGUUAUUUAUUCCCAAUUCUUCCCUCAAGGAGAUGCAGCCACAUAUGCACAUUUUCUGUUCAACGCCUUUGAUAUGGACCGAAAUGGUUCUAUACAGUUUGAGGACUUUGUGAUCGGACUGUCUGUACUGCUGCGAGGUUCAGUAACAGAGAAGCUUCACUGGGCGUUUAACUUGUACGACAUCAAUAAAGAUGGAUACAUCACCAAACAGGAAAUGUUGGCCAUCAUAAAGUCCAUCUAUGACAUGAUGGGCCGAUACACAUAUCCCAGUGUGAAGGCAGAUGCACCAUUUGAACAUGUGGAGAAAUUUUUCCAGAAAAUGGACAGGAACAGAGACGGAGUCGUCACCAUCGACGAGUUCAUCGAGACGUGUCAGAAGGACGAGAACAUUAUGGCUUCCAUGCAGCUGUUUGAGAACGUUAUCUAAACCAGUGGAGGGCAAAGCAUGCAACAAUUAUUCCAUACCAGUGUAGAAAAUUAAUCUGCUGCAAGAUUCUUAAUUGGUGUAAAUGAGAGAAAGUGAUAUUUCCACAUUGUUCUGGUAAAAUCCUGAAGCCUCAGAGUGGUUUCACUGAAGACAACUUUAAACAGCAUUCUAGCAGUUUCCCUGACUGAAAACUGAAGCCUCAAACAGCUGCUGGAGUGGCAGUGUGUGCUUGCUUUAGUAAAAACAGUGAGAGACAGUUAUGAGUAAUAUUAGCUGCAUAAAAAAACAGCUAUGGCGACAAGAAAGUUUUCAUUCAUUCAUCCUUAGUAACUGCUUCAUCUUGGUCAGUGUCACAGAAACAGAACCAAUUAAGCUUAUUAGAAAAUAUUGCUAGCAGGUACAAACAAAAAUAAUAACUCUAGGAACAUGCAGGAUUUAUCAGAAUUCCUUCAAGUCCUGGGGGGAUUAUUCAGAAUCCCUUCAGGUGCAGGCAGGGAAAUGGGUAGGAUUAUACAGAAUUCCUUUAGGAGUGAGCAGGAUUGGUCAGAAUUUCCACAGGAGCAAGGGGGAAUAGUCUGAAUUUCUUCAAGUGUGGAUGGGACUAGUCAGAACUCCUGACUAGUGGGAUUGGUCAGAAUUCUUUUGGGAGGUGAAAGGAUUAGUCAGAAUUCCUUCAGGAGCAGGUGGGAUUGGUCAGAAUUCCUUUCAAGAGUGGGUGGGAUUGGUCAGAAUUCCUUUCAAGAGUGGGUGGGAUUGGUCAGAAUUCCUUUAAGAGUGGGUGGGAUUGGUCAGAAUUCCUUUUGAGAGUGGGUAGAAAUGAUCAGAAUUCCUUAAGGAGCAGGUGGGAAUGGGUAAUAAAAAUGAUCCAGGGCAUAACUCUAGUAUAAUCUGAUGAGUAUAAAUGAAACAAUAGAGUGGAUGAAAUUUAGGUUCGACGGUUUCUGCACAAGCCACGCCCACAAGAGCAGAACUGGAGAGACAUUAGUGAAUGUUGUCCUCUUUGAGAAUGGGAAGCUGUGAGUACAUGGCAUGAUGAACUGGAAACUGCAAUAACGUGUAAUAUGAUUAUUAUACUGUGAAUUCAUCAGACUGUUCCAGACCUGUUGUUAAUAUUUAUCUGAUAAAGAAAAUCAUUUGAAUCCAUAGAGAUGACCAUUUGUUAGAAGUUUGUAUAUAUUGUUAGCACUGUGAUGAUCUUAUUGUAUGACAUUGGACCAAUAAAUAAGCAUUUGCAUGAUUGAUUCUAAUGACUUUGAGCUUGUGACACUAAACACAAUAUACAUACAUAACAUGCACA
Messenger RNA from Pangasianodon hypophthalmus (striped catfish), 5500 nucleotides. RefSeq names its product Kv channel interacting protein 3b, calsenilin (gene kcnip3b). Gene Ontology annotation, molecular function: RNA polymerase II cis-regulatory region sequence-specific DNA binding; potassium channel regulator activity; DNA-binding transcription repressor activity, RNA polymerase II-specific. The transcript has 9 exons. Gene Ontology annotation, biological process: regulation of potassium ion transmembrane transport; negative regulation of transcription by RNA polymerase II. Bases 3397 to 4203 code for a protein of 268 amino acids. NCBI's taxonomy places the organism in Eukaryota, Metazoa, Chordata, Actinopteri, Siluriformes, Pangasiidae. The record is from RefSeq and is a predicted model, not a curated record. Gene Ontology annotation, cellular component: voltage-gated potassium channel complex; nucleus.